UGGUUUUGUAGUUCGAACAAUGGUUUUGUUUGUGCGCAAUUCAUUUAUACCGUUAUGAUUUUGUAGCAGCUUGUGGUUGAUGGAGAAGAAAGAAUGUCUGAAAAAUUAAAAGAAAUUUUGCAUAGUUUUGCCUUGGAUGAACUGCUGGAAGAACUUACUGCGGCUGGCAUUGAAUUUCGCCAUUUACCUUAUUUGAGCGAAGGAGAUAUCGCCGACGCUGUAAGAAAAGUGGGAAUAAGAGCCGAAUUCCGCGAAAAGCUUUUUGAUUGGCGAAAUAAGCAGACCUAUGAUGCUGACGGGCUGCACAGCAAUGUUGACCAAUGUGAAUUCCAUUAUGUGUCUUUAAAGAGGAUACUAAAAGACUGUUCUGCUGGUAGAACCAUUCAUGAUUACUAUGAGUGCAACGGACAUUUAAAUAAUAGCCAACGCGAUCGGAUUAUAAACGCUGUUGUGGAACACGUUGUUGCAAAUAAUAUAAAAUUAAGGCCCGUCAACUUCGAGCAAUUUUUAAAAGACAUACAAAUGUUGUUUCCUGAAGAAAAAUGUUCUUUGGAAUAUUAUUACAUUCCGCGUAAAGGGAAAAGACCGCCUGCUGGAAAAUUAUUUUCAAAAUAUAUAAAUAUUACCGCAAAGGAAAGAAAAAAAAAAGGAACAACUAAACAUAGGUGCGAUAAUUUGGAUACCUCAAUUCCUGAUCUAGCAACUGAGUUUGAUGAAUCGAUUGAAGCUAGUAUAAAAGAGGAGCUACGAAGGGAAUCAUCGGAUUGGGAAGUGGUUCUAGACAGAUGGGACAGAUCUUAUAACAUUCGACAACGCGAUUUAACACUUCUGAGUAAUUACGAUUUUAUUAAGGAGUGGCCAAAGUUAAAAGACGCCAGAGGUCCCCAACUGAUAAACUCCGACUUCAAGCGGUUGCAUCCUAACAAAGAACAUUUAUUAAAAACUAAAUGGAGUGCUUUUAAACAGAAUAUUCGAGAAUAUUACUACUUAAAUAUUGCCAACGCCGCCUGCAAAUCCCUUUUAAAAGACUUAAGUGGUGUGAAACAAAUAGAUGCUGAAGAUUGUGUGCUAACAACGCUAAUACAUUCAAUUUUACCUCCAACCGCAAGAUUCCAUAACACGUCAGGAGCAUCAAAAGCAAAAGCUACAAUAUUGGACGCGCAAGAGUUCUUUAUUAUCAAAGUAGAAACUAUAGGCAAUGUUUAUGAAGAAAUUCAAAAGUAUGUUGACAAAUGUUAUAUGAAUUCAUUUACAGUUCAACCUUUUAUAAUAAUGGAGGGAACAUAUUUAUCACCUAAAGCCUUUUUUGCUUAUAUUGAUAAAAUCAUUUACAAGUUUGACUCUUUUAUUGAAUGUCUGGAUUGUACUUUUAAAAUAUUUCAAGUUUUAAAUCUAAAGUAUCCCGCA
Rhagoletis pomonella (apple maggot) is the source of this 1407-nucleotide messenger RNA. RefSeq lists its product as uncharacterized. The record is from RefSeq and is a predicted model, not a curated record. Lineage: Eukaryota; Metazoa; Arthropoda; Insecta; Diptera; Tephritidae.